Molecule: messenger RNA, 768 nt
Organism: Leptosia nina
Lineage: Eukaryota; Metazoa; Arthropoda; Insecta; Lepidoptera; Pieridae
Source: the annotation of a GenBank genome assembly
AUGGAAGAUCUGAAGAAGUCUGUAAGGGACGUGUCUGAGUUGGUGUCCAAUAAAAUGGAGGAGUUCCAGCAGCGCCUGCAGGCUGCUCAAACCAGGUCCCCUACACUUGAGCAGACACCACUGGCCAAGGAGUUCGACGUGUUUCGCAGCUCAGUGCUCUUCUGUCUCGGAAGUCUCCAGGCUCAGAUUGAAGUGCUCUCCAGAGCACAGGAUGAACUGGAGAUGCGUAGCAGACGCAAGUGUUUGUUGUUGCAUGGGGUGAAUGAGGCCAAAGACGAAAGUUCGAGCUCUAUUGCGAAAAUGAUUUCAGUCUUGUUAAAGUGUCCUGAUUUAAACGACAACGAUUUUGGUCGCUGUCACAGAAUGGGCCUACGACAGGAUGGGAAGCCUAGGCCGAUACUUAUAAAACUCCGCGAAUACAAGACUAAAGAAACAAUAUGGCUAGCUAAAAAGCACCUUAAAAGUACAGGUAUAACUUUGUCGGAGUUCCUGACAAAAACUCGCCACAACAUAUUUAUGGCGGCUAGAAGACGCUUCGGAGUUUCCAACAGCUGGACUCGCGAUGGGACUAUUUUUGUUAUGACCCCUGAUGGAGUUCGUCGCCGUAUCACGGUGAUGAAAGAUUUGGAGACUAUUCCCGAGUGUCAAUCAGCUGGCCCCUCCGAUUCUAAGGCCGAUACGUCUGAUAAGGAUUCUGGCCCUUCUCAGCGACUAAGAAACCGUAGAAACCCCAACAAAGGACAGUUAGCCCCAAUGGUGACGAACUAA